Messenger RNA from Protopterus annectens (West African lungfish), 2937 nucleotides. It is a transcript of the gene RRAGC, whose product is annotated as Ras related GTP binding C. The record is from RefSeq and is a predicted model, not a curated record. Gene Ontology annotation, molecular function: GTPase activity; GTP binding. Lineage: Eukaryota; Metazoa; Chordata; Ceratodontiformes; Protopteridae. Gene Ontology annotation, cellular component: nucleus; Gtr1-Gtr2 GTPase complex; lysosome. Bases 232 to 1374 code for a protein of 380 amino acids. Gene Ontology annotation, biological process: positive regulation of TOR signaling; cellular response to starvation; regulation of autophagy. The transcript is spliced from 7 exons.
UAGCCCUUUAGGAGACUGUAUGCUAUUGAGUUUACCAAUGCUGAUUCAGGAAGGGCGGGGAUUUAUUAUUAUUUAUUUUUUUUGCUGCACUAGGUUGAAAGGAACAAGAAACAGGGACUGAAAAGAGAAAGAGAAAGGAGUUAUUUCUAUACUUAACGAAUUUGUAAUUUGUGUUCUGAUGAGGUUAGCCGGAGAAGAGCAUUAGGUAUUUAUUAAGUGCACUGGGGCAAGAUGUCAAGUCAACGCGGUAACGACGAGUUGGCUGGUAGUUAUGGGGUGGUGGACUUCCCGAAAGAUUUCGGGUACGGGGUGGAGGAAGAGGCCGACGUGGAAGAUCACUCGUCCCCGUCAGAUAGUAAGCCUCGCAUCUUAUUGAUGGGACUCAGGCGCAGUGGAAAGUCAUCUAUCCAGAAGGUCGUGUUUCACAAGAUGUCACCAAAUGAGACCCUUUUUUUGGAGAGUACCAACAAAAUAUAUAAAGAUGAUAUUUCAAAUAGUUCUUUUGUCAACUUCCAGAUCUGGGACUUUCCUGGUCAAGUGGACUUCUUUGAUCCAACCUUUGAUUAUGAGAUGAUCUUCAGGGGUACAGGAGCUUUGAUAUUUGUCAUUGAUGCACAGGAUGAUUACAUGGACGCUUUAGCAAAGCUUCAUGCAUCAGUAUCUAGGGCAUAUAAAGUCAAUCCAGAAAUCAAUUUUGAGGUGUUUAUUCACAAAGUAGAUGGGUUGUCAGAUGACCACAAAAUAGAAACCCAAAGAGACAUUCAUCAGAGAGCAAAUGAUGACCUUGUUGAUGCUGGCCUAGACAAGCUUCAUCUUAGCUUUUAUUUGACUAGUAUUUACGACCAUUCAAUAUUUGAAGCCUUUAGCAAAGUAGUACAGAAGCUCAUCCCACAGCUGCCAACCCUGGAAAACUUACUAAAUAUCUUUAUUUCAAAUUCAGGAAUUGAAAAAGCAUUCCUUUUUGAUGUUGUCAGCAAAAUCUACAUUGCAACUGACAGCUCCCCUGUCGACAUGCAGUCCUAUGAGCUUUGCUGUGAUAUGAUAGAUGUAGUAAUAGACGUUUCUUGUAUAUAUGGUUUGAAAGAAGAUGGAAGUGGAAGUGCAUAUGACAAAGAGUCCAUGGCAAUCAUAAAACUAAAUAACACAACAGUUCUCUACUUAAAAGAAGUAACAAAGUUUCUUGCCUUGGUCUGCAUUCUUAGGGAAGAAAGUUUUGAGCGAAAAGGUUUGAUAGACUACAAUUUCCACUGCUUUCGUAAAGCCAUUCAUGAGGUUUUUGAGGUGGGUGUGAUAUCCCAUAGAAGCAGCCAUCUAACAGUAAUGCCAAACAUGAACUCAGUGACUCAUAAUGGUACACCUAGAAAUGCAAUAUAGUAUAAUAGAGGGCCAGGCUCCUCAUUGCCAGACGUUUCUGUAAUCCAAAGCUGCAGACACAGUUUACAUAUCAAGACUAGCAGACUAAGUGAGGGUAUGGAAUUCUGCUGAACCCGCUGCUGCGUCUUGUGAAGAAGUCCAGCAGACCUGACACUGAACUAUCAAGAAGAGUCUGCAAAACCUGUGUCUUAAAAUUGAAAAGUUUUAACUGUUGCACUUUGUAUCAAGGAGUUUAAUACUGCUCCAAGAAAAUAAUUCUUGUAAGAAAAUGGUUUUACAAAGUCCUGCUUUGUUUCAACUAAGUGAAGCUGAAUCAAGUGAUAUAAUUCCAUUUAAUAUCCUGAGGCUUUGUGAGCAUCUCCCUGGAAUACUUAAAUGCAGAGAUCUGCAUUUGAUGUACAACAUUUCAUCUCUGAGUAUUUUGAAAGCCUUAAUUUGCCUUGCUUUAAAGUGUUUGAAUGAAAUGUUAAUGAAGACUCAUUGGGCUACUGUGUCUGAAUCCAGGAGGCUUUGUAUUCCAUACUUAAUUGACAUUCCAAACAUUUUUAUAUGUGUAAAUAGAGUUUAUAUAGUGACCACAAACAUGCACAUGCAUUUUGGGACCCAGAAACAUUCUGCACAGCAUGAAGACUGUACCAGGCCAGUUAAGAGUAGAAAGCUGUGGACCAGUCCAUUCUUGAAGUCUGCAUUGUGGCAGUGUUAAGACCAGCUUUUUCUGCUCAGUUGGUAAGCUAUACUUGAGCAGUUGACAGAUGCAGAGAUAAACCAUACCAAUAUAUAAUUGUGAAGUGCUGUUGGAGUAGAAAAAAUCAUUGACAGAAAUGUUUCCAUUGAAAAUGAGAUAUCUUUAUGGCUGCUUCUGUUCCUUACCAGAUUCAUUUGUUUGUUGGUCUUCAGAAAACUUACGGCUGCACUGAGUUUACCAAGCUAAAUUUUUUUUCUUUCUCAGCUUAAUGUGUUUUAAAUGUACUUUCACCAUGACGUCAAACUGCAGAGCAUACCGGGGUUCCUCAGGACUGUGUCACUGUCUCAAGUUUCUGUCCUUUAUGGGAAUUAACCCAUGUGGCACUUGUUUUACAGUUUUUAUAUAUAAUUUGCUAUGCAUAAAAACUGAAAAACUUUUGCCAUCUGCAAGCAUACAAUUGAUGUAUAAGCAGUGAUUUUAUUUCUUUUGAAGUGUUUUCUUACCAAAACUGGGAAGAGGCUGAUGUUUGCAAUGAGAAGGAAAGUUUGUGGUUCUGACUCUUAGCCCGUAACUUUUCAUUAUUGUGAUUUAUUUCAGAUAAGGAAACCACUGCUCUCUGUGCCCUUUGGCCAGUGGUUGUUUGACUUGCAGGAUUUUUUUUGUUGUAUUAAGUGCCACUGUAUAUUCCUGUAUAUAAACUCUGUAUACUUGAACAGUGCAAUUGACUCAGAGUGCUUUUUUGCAAAUGACUUGUGACUCUACUGUGGUUAUCAUUCAGUAUUCCUUAAACUAUAACAGCCAACAAGCUUUUAUAUUUAUAGCUGUUUCUGAACUGUUGGAUGGAAGUGAAGAGCCAAUAAAUCGGUUAUUGAUAAAUA